AUGCCCGCUUCUCCGCCUCCCCCUCCAGGUUACUAUGUCCCUGCAGUACUCUUCUUCGAUGAGAAUGAGGAGCUCGACGUCCCUAACAUCAAGGCUCACGUCCUCCGUCUCGCCCAAGGAGGCGUAACAGGCAUCCUCGUCCAAGGAUCGAAUGGAGAGGCUCAACAUCUAUCGCACGAAGAACGCAAGCAGGCGAUCGCCCUCACCCGACAAACUCUUGACGAGAACGGCUUUCAGAAUGUGCUCGUGAUCGCUGGAACCGGCGCACAGUCUACUCGCGAGACAAAAAAACUCUGUGUUGACGCGAAGGAGGCAGGCGCAUCUCAUGCUCUGGUCCUCACCCCCUCAACCUGGCCACCCCAGAUGACCGUUGAGAAUGUCCUCCGAUUCCAUCGCGAAGUAGCUGAUGGAUCUCCAAUUCCGACGAUGAUCUACAACUUCCCUGUCGUCACUGCUGGUCAGGACCUCGACUCGGACAUCCUCUCCACACUCGCCGAGCAUCCCAACAUCGUCGGGACCAAGCUAUCCUGCGGGAACAUUGGCAAGCUGCAACGUCUUACGACGCGUUUCCCGUCAUCCGAAUUCGCAGUCUACGCCGGCCGAUCGGAUGCCUUCCUCCAUGGUCUCAACGCAGGAAGUGCUGGCACCAUCGCUGCAUUGGUGAACCUGGUUCCGAAGUUGCAUGGGAAGCUUUACAAGCUCUUCCAGGAGGGAAAGCACCUGGAGGCGAUGGUUCUGCAAGGGAAGCUGGGCCAAGGAGAUUGGGCUGCAUCGAAGGUUGGAGGGAUUGGAGGGAUCAAGGCAGUCAUAUCAAGGAACUUUGGUUAUGGCACUCCCAGCGUUCGUGGUCCUUUGAAGGCGGUCAACCUCGACAAUUUCGCGGACAACAAGUAUUACAGGACGCUCCUCGAGUUGAUCGAGAUGGAGAAAGCCUUGUGA
This is a messenger RNA of Cyclocybe aegerita, 939 nucleotides long. The record is from the annotation of a GenBank genome assembly. Lineage: Eukaryota; Fungi; Basidiomycota; Agaricomycetes; Agaricales; Hemipholiotaceae.